AUGAAGCCCGGCAAGCAGCGGAGGACGCCAGGAUCGAAGAACAAGAUAGAUCCCGCAGCGUCGACAAGAGCGCGCGGGCCGACGCGAGAGGAUGAGGAGGGAGGGGAGUGGCCGGUGAGGGAGGCCAUCGGCAGCAUGAUGUGGGUGUCGACUUUCUCGCGUCCAGACGUCUCGUUCGCCGUGCGUGCGGUAGCGCGCCACGCCCACGCACCGGCGAAGCGGCACUGGGAUGCCAUACAGAAGAUCCUCGGCUACCUGAAAGGGACGAGGGACCUCGGCAUCACCUACCAACGGGGAUCGGGGUUAGGGCUGGCCGUGUACGUAGACGCUAGCUACGCCGACACGGAGGAUAGGCGUUCGGUGUCAGGGUUGGCGACGACGGUUGGAGGUACCGUAGUCAGCCAUGGUAGCAAGACGCAGAGCAUCGUGUCUUUGUCUGCGACGGAAGCCGAGUACAUUGCUGCCGAGGACGGCGUCAAGGAGGCGUUGUUUGUGCGUGCUGUGCAGUCGUUUGUUGUCCCAGAGACCAGUGGUAGCAGCAUCCAGGUCCUUGAGGACAACCAGGGGGCCAUAGCGUUGGUGCAGAACCCUCUCAGCUCAGGUCGCACGAAACACAUCGACGUGCGGUUUCAUUUCAUCCGCGGAUUGUUUAGGUCGGGGGAUAUUUCGGUCAAGUUUGUCCCGACAACGGAGCAACACGCGGACCUCCUCACCAAGGCCCUUAGCAGGGCCAGUCUGCAGUAUCACCGGCGCAAGCCGACGAAUUUGCCGGAGUAGCUGUAGCAGUUACUAGCACUUGGGAGAGGUCAUGUUUUCCAUGCGGGAAAAGGCGCAUAACUGUUGCGGUCUGUGUACCAAUGGCAGGAGAAGGGGGCGUUGGGAGACCAUCGUCCGGGGGAACGUAGUUCCUCGCGUUUCUGUCUUCGCCUUGGCCUUUCAAUUAGUGCGGCCGUUAUGAUCCGCUGUGAUAGCGACGGUUUUUGUGGUGGUAGGGUUUCUUUUUUCUUGAGGGGUUUUGCCCGGACGCCGGGUUUCCCCUCCAUAUAUUACCAUCUUGGUAUUUUCUGAUGUAUCCAGGGGCGUUCUUGCCCAAUUGAUGGUUAGUCACUUGCGUGAAGAACCAGGGAGGGUGUUCGUGGGUCUGCGAACAUUGUUGUUGGAUACAUGUGCUGGAUGAUUUUUUGUCACGCAGACUGGUAAGAUAACCGUUUGGUAGGGGGCACCGCGAUGAUUCACGGGGCCCCUCCUUGCUGUGGGAGCCGCUCUUUGAGUACUCCCUCUUUCGUCCGUGUGAAGGACGGUCGUCGACCUCUCGUGAAGCUAAUACAUCACCAAGGCAGUCUCACCCGAUAUAUAAGUGGCGUAGGCCGCAAACAUCUAGCACUCUUGGGUUGUUCUCCCUGGGGCGAGGGGUCUGCUUCUCCCCUGUUACGGGGGUAUUCUCUAGUGUUCCCACUAGGUCCUUCUCUGUCUUUGUCUCCAAUACACGUAUUGGGUCUAGCACUCUUGCGAUCUUGUCCCUGGUGCGAGGGGUCUGCCUCUCCCCUGUUACGGGGGUAUUCUCUAGUGUUCCCACUAGGUCCUUCUCUGUCUUUGUCUCCAAUACACGUAUUGGGUCUAGCACUCUUGCGAUCUUGUCCCUGGUGCGAGGGGUCUGCCUCUCCCCUGUUACGGGGGUCUUCUCCAGCGUUCACGCCGGGUCUAUUCUCUUCUCCCGUGUUACGGGGGUCUUUCCCUCUCACUUGUUCAAGUCUAGCACACGGUUGUCCUCCUUGGUUAGAGGGAUCCAUUAGCGCUGGUUCUGCAGUAAUUUCAUGUUCAUCACUAUUGGUGCGUGAAUUACUUUGGCUGGUACUUCUAAAAGUACACGGUUGUUCUCAUUCUUGGUGAGAUUGGCCUAUCAACUCUGGCUCUGCAGUAAGUUCAUGUUCCUCACUAUUGGUACUAAAUUUACUCGGGCGGGUACUUCUUCUCUCACCGUAGACCACGUUCGGUGCCACCAACCCGGGAAGAGGCGCUUCAGUUAGCGCCACGGUCCUGCUCCUGUCUACAAAAGCUGCUACCGUGGUGCCACCCGCCCCCCUCAGCCGCGUUGACCCCACCUCUGGAUGGGGCCCGUAUUGUCAGGAGUUGGUUCCUGUGGCCUGUAGUUGUUGCUGUAACGGGCGACCACGGGGCGUGAUGUGGCGGGGGCGGGGGCGGGGGCGGGGGCGGGGGCAGGAGCAAGGGCGGUCGCGGGGGCGGGGGCCCGGGCUGGCGCUGUGGGCGGCGGACCGGGCGGCGGACCGGGGGGGGCGACGCUGGGGUGAACCUGUACGUGGUUGAGGGUGCAGUGCGGGCGGGUGCACUUUUGCCCUUUCCAGUGGGAGUGACACGCGCGGUGGGGGGUUCCCCACUUGAGGAGAUCCUGCUGGAACGAGGACAGUGUCGCCACCGCGUGUUGGUUGGCGACGGGUGCGGCGGUUAUGCGCGGGCGGGAUACUGUAUGUCUGCUCGUGGUGCUGCUCGCUGACGCUUUCCUCUUCUGUGGCUGCGGGAGCCCGGCCAGGCCGUUGUUAAGUUUUCCGACGAUGGCGUUGGCGCUGCCUUCCGCGGUGAGAUGCGCAGCCGCGAAAACGCGGGGGGGGGGACGGGUUGCACGUCGUCGUCUGCCGGCGGGGAGAUGUCGUGGUCGGCGCGGGUCGCGACGCCAAGGUCUGAGAUGUUCCCGAGAUACUCGUUGAUGUCGGUGUUGGUGUCGGUGAUCAGGCGCGUCUUCACCGCUGCUUCUUGACCCGUGAUCUCCGCCGAAUGAAGGAUGAGGUAGUCCCGGGCGUUGGACACAACGCGGCUGACUUCGGCUUUCAACUGUUGCCUGCGACCGGUCGAUGGUUCGCCUGCGGCGUGUGUGCUGUGGUCCAACACGGCGAAAAAUGCUUUCACGAACGUCUCGAGGUGAACGAUGAAGUCACGUGGCUGCGGGGUCCACCCCGUAGGCAGGGCGAAUCGAUCAUUUCGGCGUCGGGAUAGGCCACUCUGCGCAGCAGCUGGGCGAUUGCGUUCUUUGACAGCGUGGUGCUAACGAACCACCCGCCGCGAAGCAGAAGCAGCGUCGCUGCGGACUCGUCUCCCCAUGCCUUGGUAUCGCGGCGAAACCUUUCUUUCUGUACGUGGGUGUUGAGGGCCUGGUUCGACACGUUAAUUUUGGCCCAGAGCUUGCGCUUGCUGAGGCUGUAGCACGAGCUGGCCACCUAGAGGGAGAUUGAUGGGCUGGGGCUGACCUCGCUGCUGGAGGCCGCCAGGGGGGAGGUGGCCAGGCUGCUGCUGCUGCUGCUGCUGCUGCUGCUGCUGCUGCUGCAUCCUGAGCUCCAGGUUGCCGAGUCGGUCGUGUUGCUCUUUAAGCAGUACAGACAUCUGCAGCAGUAGCUGGGCAGGGUUGAUGGGGGGAGGUGGGCCUCCCAGCCCGGCUGGCGCGGCUCCGCCCGCGUUCUGGUCUCCUCCUCCUGCUGCCGGAGGCGCGUUGUUGUGUCCCGCCGCCUGUUGGUUUCCCGCCGCCCCUGCUGGCUGGUUUCCCGCUGCUAUUCCUUGUCCGCCACCAUGGCGAGCUGCCGCUACUGCUCCUCCUCCGCCGCCGCUGCUCUGUGGUUGGUUAGCUGCGGGCGGUGGUCCACCUGGAGGCGGCGGUGGAGGCGGUGGAGGUUGCGCUGGCUGCGCUGGCUGCCGCUGCUGGGGGGGACCCUG
This is a messenger RNA of Ectocarpus sp. CCAP 1310/34, 3720 nucleotides long. NCBI's taxonomy places the organism in Eukaryota, Phaeophyceae, Ectocarpales, Ectocarpaceae. The record is from the annotation of a GenBank genome assembly.